CCGUCGAUGGGUUUGACUAAAAGCACAAGCGCCCACAUACAGUACCCGCUCUCUCCGACUCACUUUCCACCAAGCGCUGCAAAAUGGCGGCCGCUUCAUCCAUCCAGCCGCCGAGCGUGCACGCGAUAAAGCGGGAAAAUUCACCUCACCCCGAGUCCGACAGCCCCGCGAGCCGUCAGGAGGAGGACGCAGCAUCCGAUGGGACCACCAUCCUCAGAGAUCUCCCCGAACUAGAUCCCGAUGAGAUCGAGAGACGGUUGGAGAAAACUCGCAGAGAGCUGAGCAACAGGAGGAAGAUUCUUAUUAAGAACCUGCCACAGGAUAUCACUAACCAGGAGGUCCAUGAAAUUCUGCAUGAGUAUGAGCUCAAAUACUGUUUUGUGGACCGGAACAAAGGAACAGCCUUCGUAACCCUUCUAAAUGGUGACCAGGCACAGGAUGCCAUCCGAACUCUGCACCAGACGUCAAUCCGCGGCCGUGACAUCACCGUCCAGCUGCAGCCCACAGACUCACUCCUGUGUGUCACCAACCUGCCCUACACAGUCACUGCCGCCCAGUUUCAGGAGUUGGUGCGUUCCUAUGGCAACAUUGAGCGCUGUUUCCUGGUUUACAGCGACCUUACAGGUCACUCUAAAGGUUAUGGCUUUGUAGAGUACAUGAAGAAGGACUCGGCCUCCAGGGCACGCUCAGAACUCUUGAGGAAACCGCUGGGCGACCGAGCACUCAUGGUGCAAUGGGCUGAUGUCAACCAGCUGACCUCUGCUGACCAUCUCCACUCAAAGUGCCUAUGUGUGGACCGCCUGCCGCUAGACUUCGAAGACUCAGAGGAACUGGCUCACAUUUUUUCAGAGCACUACAAACCAGUCUUCUGUCAGCUGGCACAGGAUGAGGGCAGUCCAGUGCGGGGUUUCGCUGUGGUGGAGUAUAAGACGGCGGAACAAGCUGAAGCUGUUCUGCUGGAGAUGGACAGACAGCUGAUCCAGGGUCAAGAGAUACGCCUCAGUCUCUGUCCUCCAGGAACGUCUGGGCGCAGCACCCUUGCUGCCCUUAUCGCGGCUCAGGGCGUGAUGUUGAGCCAUAAGAAAGGUUUGCUACCUGAACCCAAUCUGGCCCAGCUUCUCAACAGCAUGACCAAUCCAGCUGCUCUCCAUGUCCUUACGAGACCCUACCCAACUGGCAAACGAGGAGGAAAGUUUGGUCAACCUCACAAUCUCCCCUUCCUGCGUCCACCUCUGACUACAGCACUACUACAGUUGGGAAAAGCACAGCAGAAUACCAUUCUGGGAAAUGGGUUUGUUCUCCAGAAUCUUCUCCACAUGCAGAUGGCCCAACAGCAGCUCUUACACAUCAAAGACAAGCAUGUCCAGGGUCUUUUAGGCGACCCCUCUCGGCUGCUCCUCCAGAAAGUUUUGGGUCUUCGAGCUCCAGCACCGGUUCCUCUGGGGAAAGGCUUGCUGGGAGAUUCCCCCACAGAGUUGGGCCAGGACUCUUCUCCGGUCAUGUCCCAGGGAGGAAGCUCUGGGGCUGGAAUAGUGUCACAUUUACCUGGGCGUUCACACAUAAGCUCUACAGCUGAGCAGAAUGGAGUAACGGCAACAUUCACGGCUCUGGAGAAACAGCCCACACCUCCAGGGACCACAGGGGGAUCCAUAAGCACUCAAGCCCAGCUGCAAAACUUCCACCCUGUGAUCAACACACAAAGUCUGGGUCCAUUGCUGGGGAGCACAACGCACAAAGCUCCAGCCAACCACCACAGCACUAGUCCACAGACUGUAACAACUCAGUCCAGUUGUCAGACAUCUCUGCUAGGAGACCCUCCUAAAGAAGUGAAGUUGCCUUCCAACCCAUAUCUAAACCUGGCUAGUGUGCUUCCCGGAGUGGUGCUACAAGCACCCUGCAACAGUAAGCCUCAGACUGUGCAGGCCCACAGUGGGAUGUACAGCGCAGUCCUGCCUUCUGCCACUCACCCACCCAGUCAAUAUAGUACAGAGACCACACCUGCAGAAUAUACUCACCAAUAUACUCAGCAAUACACACAGGAGGCCAUGCAGCAGUGGUACCAACACUACCAAGCACAGACCUACGCCAACACUAGCCAAGAGACAGCAGCAGUUACUGAGUGCACAAAGGAACAACCUCAGGUGGUGGUAACCUCCUCAUACGGAGACUACAAUUCUUACAUGCAUGCUGUCAGUCAGUACUAUUCUCAGACGCAGAUGAGUCAGGCAGCUGCUCAAGUCUACCAGCACCAAGAUAUCAGCAAGGAGGUGGAGGUGUUGAAGACACCCUUGAGUGCUCCUCUGAAUGGCAGUGCCCAGCCCCUGCUAUCCGCUUACAGUGCCCUACCCAUCAUGCCAGGCUUCAUCUCACCAACACACACACCCAGCCCUGCCACACAUACACAUGCCACACCCACCGACUGGAACCAGUACUAUUAUAGUCAAGCUCGAGGGCAAAAGCGAGAAUACCCCACACUGCCUACACAGGAAGUGACAUCAGAGGGGCAGUAUGUAGGCCAGCACUCACAGGGUCUUGGGGGCCAGUAUGCCGACUACUACAAAAAGAAGAGGAUCUAGUGCACACACACGCUUACACACACUCUUCUUUGUACUAAGUUGCUGUUGUCAUGUCCAGGCCUUAACUCUUAGUCUUGUACAACCGUUAUGUCUGAAGAGAUUGUACAUUUUAUUGUGCGUUAGCAGGUUUUUGCCUCUUAUUUGAACCUUAUAUGUGGCCAGGGUACCAGGCAGGACCUCUAAAGAUGGCAGACUCUGAUGCGUUAUGGUAAUUUAUAUCUCGCUUUUUGUGUUCUGCCUGUUCACCUCUCUCACAGGCGGAAGCGUACCAUUCCACUCCCGGGGCGGGGGGGGGGGGUCCGUGUUUCCUUUUAAAACGGUUAAGGGCUGAUAAAGAUUGAGCUACACUCAGAGAAUAACAUUUUCAAAUAAUUUUUCUUGACAGGGUAGGCCAUAGUUGAUGUUUAUUAUAUAUUCUGCAAAAUUAAUGUAUUUUUUACCAUGUACAGACAUUACGGAAAUAUUAUUAAUAUUAUGUCUUGCUUAAUGUGUCAUAUUAUCUUGAUUAUUAAUGCUGGGAAGAGGUCAGCUUUCCGAAACAUACAGGAAAAGCAAAUACUUGUGUGUAUACAUGGCAAGCAGCGUUAGGCAUUGUUCAUAUCUUUGAUGGUUAAUCUUUUAUGUGUCUCUGUACGUACUGCUGUAUUUGUAGGAAAGAUCAGCCAUUUUGAAUACUGCAGGAGCCUUAAAACACAGGGCGCUCAAAGAAGACAUGGCUAAGGCAAUAACCUCUACCAACUUUGAUACAAGGUCACUUUUCUCCCUCAUUGUCAGUGUGGUGACCUUCGCUAAACAGUCAGUGCUACAGUUUAUUUUAUAUAUAUAUAUAUAUAUAUAUAUAAAGGUAAGGGUAAUAAUACAUUUGUAGUAGUAGUAAUAUUCUGCAGCUGGAAGUGUGUCAGGGAGGUCAGAGCAGGUUAGACAGAUGGCAAACUGCCCUGAUCGAACACCCACAUGGUAAUAAUCUAACAUAAUGCCUUUACAUGGGUAUUAGUGCUUCAUUAUACUGACGUUUAAUCUCUUUAAAUCUUUAAUGGGGGAGUUUGUAUUUUUUAGUGACAUUAUACUGCAAAAAAAAAAAAAAAAAAAAUCCUAUUGUUAAUAAAUCUUUCUUGUUUUCCAGUUAAAAUAUUAAAACAGGCUUAAAACAAGAUAAAUAUUCAUGAGAUACAAAACUGUAUUAAAGGAAUGUUCUGGGUUCAAUACAAGUUAAGCUCAAUCGACAGCAUUUGUUGCAUAAUACUGAUUACCACAAAAUGUAUAUUUUGACUCGUCCCUUCUUUUCUUUAUAAAAAAAAAAAAAGCAAAAAUCUGGGCUCCAGUGAGGCACUUACAAUGGAAGUGAAUGGGGGCCAAUUUGUAAACAUUAAAAUACUCACUGUUUCAAAAGUAUAGCCACAAGGUGUAAACAGUAUGUGUGUUAACAUGAUUUUAGUGUGAUAAAACUGCUUACUAACCGUCUCUGUGUAAAGUUUUAGCCAAUUUUACAACUUUGUUGCCAUGACGAUGCAAUGUCAACAAACCCUAAAAUGACUGUAAAAUGGCGAUUUAAACAACUUUACAGCUCAAAUAAUACAUGAGUUUUAACAGAAGAAUUAAUGUAAGUGUUUUUAUAGAAUUAUAAGUUUCACAUUUCUGCCUCUAAACCCUCCAAAAAUUGGCCCCAUUUACUUCCAUUGUAAGUGCCUCACUGUUUUAGUUUUGCUUUUAAAAAAAGAAAAGAGGGAUGAGUCAAAAUAAUUUUUUUGUGGUAAUUAACAUACAUGCCAGAAAUGUGUCAAUUGAGCUGAACUUGUACUGUAACCCAGAAUUCUCCUUUAAGACUUGUUUUCAGAGAACAUCUCUUGGAUAUGUGUUUUAUCUUGUUCAACUGGCAGAUUGUUUUCCACUUGUUUUAACGGGUGUCAUCUAAAUUUAGAGAGCUUUAUUCUUAAAACGAGUGACACAAAUUACUGCCAAGAACAAAAAAAUAUACAUAUUCACAUUCUCUUAAAGUCUUAAAGGAAUGUUCCAGGUUCAGUACAAGUUAAGCUGAAUCAACAGCAUUUGUGGCUUAAUGUUGAUUACCAUAAAACAUUUUUUGACUCGUCCCUCAUUAUUCAAAUAAAAAAAGCAAAAAUUACAAUUACUGUAAGGCACUUACAAUGGGGCCAGCACAUAAACAUUAAAAUACACAUGGUUUCAAAAGUAUAGUCACAAACAUAAACAUUAUAUUGGUUAACAUGAUUUUAGUAUGAUACAGUAACUUUUCUAAACUUAACUGUGUAAAGUUGUAUCUAGUAUUACAAUUUUGUUACGCCGUAAUGGAGGUAAAUCCAUUAUAACACUAAAAUCAUGUUAACAAAUGUUUACAUCUUGUGGCUAUACUUUUCAAACAGUGCUUAUUUGAAUGUUUAUGGACUUGCCCCGUUCACUUCCAUUGGAAGUGCUACAGUAACCACAUUGUUUACUUUUUUAAACAACAAAUGAGCAACACAUAUUUUUUUUUUUUUUUUUUUGUGAUAAUCAAUGCCACAAAUGCUGUUGAUUCAGCUUAACUGUGUAUUGUAUUGUAUUGGUUACUGGUUGGAUGUAGUCUGCCAGCCGAAUGUCUUAAAAGAAGCUGUUGUUUUGCCACUGCAUAGCAUGUGCAGGCUUUUGCUUGGCAUGCUCAUCCAUUUAUGAUUAAGGCUUUGUGCCUUCUUUUUUGUAUACUCUUCUGAAGUGAUUGUCUCUGAUCUGCACUGUCUGAAAGCCAUUCUCUCCCAUCCACAAGGUUGGCAAUAUAUUUGAAGAGAAGGCUCUGUUAUUAUUGCGUCCUAUUUACAUUGCUUUAUUGUGUUAUUGAUUACGACUAUAAAAGACAAUCCCAAAAUUAUGUUGGUACCUGAAGCUCCAAGUCCCACUUUGAGCAUAAAUCGGCACCACUCAUACACAGAGGCCUUUAUUGAUUUAUUUUGGGAGGGAAUACAAGAAAUGCUAAUAAUUCAAAUGUAAAAAGUAAGCUUUUGGUUGUCUUAAGUUUAGUUUUUCGUGUUGGUAAUUUUUGUUAGUUCCUUAAAAAUUAUACUAGUUCCAAAAUGAGAACUCUACAGGCAUUAUAAAGCACAUGUAAACUUUUGUUCAUCUGCUUGAGUUCACAGUCCUGUUCGUGUCCUCCCUCUUCUGUGAUGACUAAAUGUUCUUCUAAAUGUUCCUGCUGUAGGAAACAAAAAAGAGAGCUUAAACCAGCUUAAGCCUAUUCAUGCUGAUAUGUUGUCUGGUUUUGAGAGGUUUUUGGAUACUUUCUGGCCAGGCUGGAAGCUACGACCAACAAACCAUCUUAGCCUGGUUUAUGCUUUUGUCAGUAGGGGGCUCUAAAUGAAAGAAAAUCUGAAAAAGAGAGGGGUAACACUUUAUUUUAAGGGUCCACAAUAAUGUGUUAGUUAAUCAUGAAUAAGACUGUAAUUAAUCUAUAACUAAUUGUAGAGUAAGCCUAUCUUAGCCAUGAUUUACAACUAUUAAAUGUCUUAUUUUGUGUUGAAAAUAAUGUAAUUAAUGCUUAAUUUCAGGAAUCAUAUAUCAAGUUUACUAAACAAUAUUAAGCCAAUGAAUAAGGCUAAUUAGUAUUGGCUUUACAAAGCUGUUACUAGUAAAUUAAUAACAACUUGUCCCCCUUUUCUAAAGUGAAAGUUUAACCUGCUCAAGUUAUGGAUUUGUUUUGCACAUGUUCCAAUUACAAUAAAUUAAGUCAACUGCAAAUACUGUAAUCACCAUUAAAUGUCAAAUUUAAUUGUGUAAUUAAAUGUUUCACUUCAGAACUAGGAGUCAAAUAGUAUUUUAGCAAUUCUUUAGUAACAAUUUAGUCAUAAUUGGGGGCAGUGGUAGCUCAGCGGUUAAGGCUCUGGGUUACUGAUCAGAAGGUCAGGGGUUCAAGUCCCAGCACCACCAAGAUGCCACUGUUGGGCCCUUGAGCAAGGCCCUUGACCCUAUCUGCUCCAGGGGCACUGUAUCAUGGCUGACCCUGCACUCUGACCCCAGCCUAGCUGGGAUAUGUGAAAAAGAAGAAUUUCACUGUAUAUGUGCAAAUGUAUAAUGUGUGAUAAAUAAAGAAAAAUUAUAAAAAAAUUAUAAUUAUAAAAUUAUAAAAAAUUAUAAUUGCUGUCUUAAUAUAGUUCAAUAAACUUAAAAUAUCGCCCAAAAAGUACAAAACAAUAACUUAAACAGGUUAAACUUUCCCUUUAGAACAGGUGGUCAAGUUGUCUUGAACCUUGUGAGACCCCGCACACACAUGCAUGGAUGUCAUAUUUUGGCUUCGCUAUACACAACACAUAAUUUUAAUUGAUUUAAACCGACUGAUCUCAGUUCAGAAGCCUCUGUGGUGUCAGUUAAGGGUUAAUCUUUCGACGCACAGAGUCAUGUGACAAAUAACAUAGGGCCGACCAUAGUGAAACGGCAACAAAACUACAUCUGCUGAGAAACCUAAUUGCGUUUUUACAAUGAAACCUGUUUGAGUCAAAAGAUUAGAGUGUCUAGUUUCAUCCGAUAUGCAAUUUUUUAAAUUUGAGCGAUUUAUCCCGAAACGCCACGCUGCUAAACACGAAGUACACAAAUGUGUACUUAAGCGUAUUAUAAAUCCUAUAGUCACUGUGCAUUAUAACAUUAAGAAUCAAUGGAUUCAUCCAAAAGCUGGAAAGUGUUGCUUCCAGAGGCUAUGGAGUUAGGAUGAAAAUAAGGUGCAUUUAGAAUUGUUCUGAGACCAGUGCAGACAGACAGCACACUGGAGGUUAAGUCAUUUACUAAAUAGGGAGCAUCUUACAACUCUCUAUGCAGCUAAGUGCAUUCAAUCCAGAUUUCUGAUGUAAACGUCUCAAAAACAUGAAUAGCAAUACUCCUGGAAACAAACAAUUUGAUAAAAAAAAAAAAAACAUCUGACUUUCUAUAGCUUGGUAUUAUUUAAAACUUAGUCCCGCUGUCCACAUAUGUUGCCAUACAUUUUUAGGAAAGCUAUUUCUUCUAGAAUUGUUUUAUUUAUUUAUUUAUUUAUUUUUUGCAUGUUUAUUAGGUACUACAAGUUACAAAUCAGAAAGGGAAAUGGAGAAUGCACACCGCUUUGUAAAGUCAGUAGCCUUAAUUACUGGCUUAAUAUUGUUCUGUAAACUUGAUAUACAUGAUAUCUGAAAUAGAACAUUAAUUGCACUACCUUCAAUACAAAACAAGACAUUUAAUAAGUUGUAAAUUAUGGCUAUGAUAGUCAUACUCCACAUUUAUUAAUACAUUCAUUACGGUCGUAUUCAUUCUUAACUAGUGCAUUAUUAUGGACCCUUAAAAUAAAGUGUUACCAAGAAAGGUUUGACAUAAAUUUGUCCUGCUAUUUUCUUAUGAAGCCUAAUAAUGAAGAUGAAUAAUAUCUUGAUAUUUUUCCAGUUACUGUCAAAAGGUGAAGGAUGAGAUAUUGUGCCUACUUGCCUUUCUGUUGACCCUGGUAUUUCUUGAUGGUCAACAACAUACCAAUGUUCCCCUUGUAUCUUUAACUUUUCACCUCUGAAUGUCAAAUAUGUGUAUGUGUGCGCCUGUAUCUCAAAGCUUUGCAAUACUUAAGUGUCUCUUGAUGUAGACGGUAGUCAUCUGUUCAAACAGGCAGGGGUUUCAACACUAGUGUGCUUUGUAUAAAUAUUGCAGCCUGUUUUUGGUUUAAAAAGUUGUACUUCACUUUGAAUUCAGGUUUUGCAAUAUUUUAUAUACUCUAUUGAUAUUGCUUUACUGUGAAUAAGCUAUUUUUAGGAAACAGUGGAAUUUAAGCAUGCAUAUACUUCUGCAAUACAAAACAUUACAUUUUUUCCUUCUUUAUAAGUAGAUGUUACAGAGCUCAAUGCUUUGGGGUAUUUAACACACACACACACAAAAACACUAUUAAUUGUAUUUAUUUAUGUGUAUUUAUGUACAUUUUCCCUUGCUGGAUACAAUUCUGUUGCAAUUCUUUUUUGAUGGAAAAUAGGUUGGGGUUUUAAUUUUGAGCAGAUGGAAUUGUUUUGCAUUCCACAUUAAAGGACAGGAGAAUAA
This is a messenger RNA of Myxocyprinus asiaticus (Chinese sucker), 8597 nucleotides long. RefSeq names its product ribonucleoprotein PTB-binding 2-like. The transcript has 15 exons. Gene Ontology annotation, cellular component: cytosol. Gene Ontology annotation, molecular function: mRNA binding. The record is from RefSeq and is a predicted model, not a curated record. Bases 84 to 2576 code for a protein of 830 amino acids. Lineage: Eukaryota; Metazoa; Chordata; Actinopteri; Cypriniformes; Catostomidae.